Clarias gariepinus (North African catfish) is the source of this 2492-nucleotide messenger RNA. RefSeq names its product p21 protein (Cdc42/Rac)-activated kinase 2b (gene pak2b). The record is from RefSeq and is a predicted model, not a curated record. Gene Ontology annotation, molecular function: protein serine/threonine kinase activity; ATP binding. Bases 417 to 2015 code for a protein of 532 amino acids. Lineage: Eukaryota; Metazoa; Chordata; Actinopteri; Siluriformes; Clariidae. Gene Ontology annotation, cellular component: cytoplasm. Gene Ontology annotation, biological process: regulation of MAPK cascade; intracellular signal transduction; regulation of axonogenesis. The transcript is spliced from 15 exons.
CCGUAUCGAAGGGUUGGGGCAGGUAGAAGCUAAGACUCGGGGAGAGAAGUCUCUGGGGCUGAGAAAUCACCUCCCCGUCGCUCGCACAAAGAGUGAAAAGUCGCUAGUUAGCUGGAUGUUUUGUAUAUAACGUUGGUUUUGAAUGUCUUUCUUGGCCGUUUAGGUAUUUUGUAUGUUUAGGUUUUGCUGCCCGAAAGAGUACAGAAUCUAUUUUUUGUGAAGAAAAAGUGAAAAAGCUGCUUUAGGUCUGGAUUGCCUACUAGCCAAGUUCCGUGGAAGUUUGCAGAGUGGAGCUGCACAGUUCUAAUUCCUCUGGUUCUUAUCUGCUUCUGCAUUUCUUCCCCCCACAAUCUGAUUUAGUCCACCCUCCCAUUUCUUCCCCCUUUUCCUUGCUCUUUUACUUUUCCUCUUGAACCAUGUGUGAUAACAUGGACCACGAGGACAAGCCACCUGCCCCACCUGUGAGGAUGAGUAGCACGAUCUUCAGCGGGGACGGGAAAGACUACACACUGCUGGCCAAUCACAGUUCCAAGCCCUUACCAUCAGUGCCUGAAGAGAGGAAACCUCGUAGCAAAAUCAUCUCUAUCUUCUCUGGGGCAGAGAAAGGUGGAAGACGGAAAGACAGGGACAGGGAGCGGCCGGAAAUCUCUUCUCCCUCGGGUUUUGAACACACCAUCCAUGUGGGCUUUGAUGCUGUUACUGGGGAGUUCACGGGAAUGCCAGAACAAUGGGCACGAUUACUGCAGACCUCCAACAUCACCAAGUCCGAACAGAAGAAAAACCCUCAAGCUGUGCUAGAUGUCCUCAAGUUCUACGACUCCACAGGAAACACAGGCAGGCAGAAGUACCUCAGCUUCUCUUCAGAGAAGGAUGGAUUUCCUUCGGCUAAUCAUUCGCCUGUUAAAAAGAGUGCAGAACCGCCGUCACCAAACGUUAAGAAUGUUGAUGAUGAUGAUGACGACGACGAGGGGACACCUCCGCCUGUUGUGGCACCACGGCCAGAGCACACCAAGGGGGCAAAUACACGGUCAGUUAUUGAUCCAAUCCCUGCACCAGUCUCUCCAGAUGGGGACAGUGCAUCCAAAGCUGCAGACAAACAAAGACCCAAAAAGGGCAAGAUGUCUGAUGAGGAGAUCAUGGACAAAUUGAGAACCAUAGUCAGUAUUGGAGAUCCUAAAAAGAAGUACACACGAUACGAAAAGAUCGGACAAGGAGCUUCAGGGACAGUGUUUACGGCUAUCGAUGUUGCUACUGGACAAGAGGUGGCCAUCAAGCAGAUCAACCUACAAAAACAACCCAAGAAGGAGCUAAUUAUCAAUGAAAUUCUUGUUAUGAAGGAACUGAAAAACCCUAACAUUGUCAAUUUUUUAGACAGUUUUCUAGUAGGGGAAGAGCUGUUUGUGGUGAUGGAGUACCUGGCUGGUGGCUCACUAACUGACGUAGUUACAGAAACCUGUAUGGAUGAAGCUCAGAUCGCUGCGGUUUGCAGAGAGUGUUUACAAGCACUAGAAUUCCUUCAUGCCAACCAGGUCAUUCAUCGAGACAUCAAGAGUGACAAUGUUCUGCUAGGAAUGGACGGCUCUGUUAAACUAACGGAUUUUGGGUUCUGUGCCCAGAUCACACCAGAGCAGAGCAAGAGAAGCACAAUGGUGGGCACCCCAUACUGGAUGGCCCCUGAGGUUGUUACUCGUAAAGCUUAUGGUCCCAAAGUCGACAUCUGGUCUCUCGGCAUCAUGGCUAUUGAGAUGGUGGAAGGAGAGCCUCCAUACCUUAAUGAGAAUCCACUGAGGGCACUGUACCUCAUUGCUACUAAUGGAACUCCAGAGUUGCAGAGUCCAGAGAAAUUGUCACCCAUCUUUCGUGAUUUCUUAGCUCGCUGUCUGGAAAUGGAUGUAGAAAAGAGGGGCAGCAGUAAAGACCUAUUACAGCAUCCUUUCCUGAAGUUGGCUAAGCCUCUGUCCAGUCUCACACCGCUCAUUCUGGCUGCUAAGGACGCCAUGAAAAACAACCGCUAAAAUCCUCCCUAUAUGAGCCUACUGAGAAUCUCAGCGUUUUGAACGGACUCUAACUCCUGUGCCACGUAUCUGACUGCUGUGCCACCUGGCCAGCUAGUAUUGCCAAAACAUUUCUACAAGCAGUUUCAAAUUUCCAGCUUUUUAACCUGGUGGGACUUUUUUUCCUUUUUUUUUGGUCCAUGUGAGUAGGGAAGGGAGCAGCAGCAUCUUAAAUGUCUCGUCUGUUCAUCUGUGUUACUGUAGCCUUUUCCAUACUGUUUAUGCUGCACAGUAUUUCAUCAGGUCUUUCCUGUCCUUUCUUCUUUUUUGACAAUUAUGUGCAGGAGAUUUGUGCUUAAGGGGAGAAGUAUUUAAAGUGUCCUUGAGAUGUUUUGUUAGUAAUUUCAUUUUUAUAGAGAAAUGAAAAAAAAAACAUGUGCCCAACUUUUUCAUUUUUCUUACAAAUGUAGCUGAGAUUAGUAAAACGUUAUUAGUGGG